AGUGCGGAUGGCGGGAAGGACGUGACCAGCACUGACCCUCGUCCACCCACCGAGUGGCCCCACCAUGCAGAAGCCCAGUGGCCUGAAGCCCCCUGGCCGUGGGGGGAAGCACUCCAGCCCUGUGGGCCGGACGUCCACUGGGUCAGCUUCAGCCUCUGCAGUGUCUGCGGCUACUGGCUCUAAGGAAGGCUCCCCCCUGCACAAGCAGGCAUCGGGCACCUCCGUGGCAGCUGCUGCCCCUGAAAAGCCGGGCCCAAAGGCGGCCGAAGUGGGCGAUGACUUCCUGGGGGACUUCGUGGUGGGCGAGCGGGUGUGGGUGAAUGGCGUGAAACCGGGUGUGGUGCAGUACCUGGGUGAGACGCAGUUUGCACCAGGCCAGUGGGCUGGCGUGGUGCUGGAUGAUCCAGUGGGCAAGAACGAUGGUGCUGUGGGCGGCGUGCGCUACUUCGAGUGCCCAGCCCUGCAAGGCAUCUUCACACGGCCCUCCAAGCUGACCCGGCAGCCCACAGCUGAGGGCUCGGGCAGCGAUGCCCACUCAGUGGAGUCGCUGACCGCCCAGAACCUGUCACUGCAUUCAGGCACGGCCACACCCCCACUGACCAGCCGUGUCAUCCCACUGCGGGAGAGCGUCCUCAACAGCUCCGUCAAGACGGGCAACGAGUCGGGCUCCAACCUCUCGGACAGUGGCUCCGUGAAGCGGGGUGACAAGGACCUGCGCCUGGGAGACCGCGUGCUGGUUGGUGGGACGAAGACUGGCGUGGUGCGGUAUGUGGGAGAGACAGACUUUGCCAAGGGCGAGUGGUGUGGCGUCGAACUGGAUGAGCCCCUUGGGAAGAACGAUGGGGCGGUGGCGGGCACCAGGUACUUCCAGUGCCCACCCAAGUUUGGUCUCUUUGCACCCAUCCAUAAGGUGAUCCGUAUCGGCUUCCCGUCCACCAGCCCAGCCAAGGCCAAGAAGACUAAGCGUAUGGCCAUGGGGGUCUCGGCACUAACCCACAGUCCCAGCAGUUCCUCCAUCAGCUCCGUCAGCUCCGUGGCCUCCUCCGUGGGGGGCCGGCCCAGCCGCAGUGGCCUGCUCACGGAGACCUCUUCGCGCUACGCCCGCAAGAUCUCGGGCACGACAGCCUUGCAGGAGGCGCUGAAGGAGAAGCAGCAGCACAUCGAGCAGCUGCUGGCUGAGCGGGACCUGGAGCGGGCCGAGGUGGCCAAGGCCACAAGCCACAUCUGUGAGGUGGAGAAGGAGAUCGCCCUGCUCAAGGCACAGCACGAGCAGUAUGUUGCAGAAGCUGAGGAGAAGCUGCAGCGGGCCCGGAUGCUGGUGGAGAGCGUGCGGAAAGAGAAAGUAGACCUAUCCAACCAGCUGGAGGAGGAGAGGAGGAAGGUGGAGGACCUGCAGUUCCGAGUGGAGGAGGAGUCCAUCACCAAGGGAGACCUAGAGCUGACCACGGUGGCCGAGAAGUCGCGGGUGCUCCAGCUGGAAGAGGAGCUGACCCUUCGGCGCGGCGAGAUCGAGGAGCUGCAGCAGUGCUUGCUGCACUCGGGCCCACCGCCCCCAGACCACCCCGAGGCUGCCGAGACUCUGCGGCUACGGGAGCGGCUGCUGUCCGCCAGCAAGGAGCACCAGCGGGAGAGCGGGCUGCUGCGGGAUAAGUACGAGAAGGCUCUGAAGGCGUACCAGGCCGAGGUGGAGAAGCUGCGGGCGGCCAACGAGAAAUACGCACAGGAGGUGGCCGACCUCAAGGACAAGGUCCAGCAAGCCACCAGCGAGAACAUGGGGCUCAUGGACAACUGGAAGUCCAAGCUGGACUCGCUGGCCUCGGACCACCAGAAGUCUCUGGAAGACCUCAAGGCCACCCUGAACUCAGGCCCGGGCGCCCAGCAGAAGGAGAUCGGAGAGCUAAAGGCCGUGAUGGAGGGCAUCAAGAUGGAGCACCAGCUGGAGCUGGGCAACCUGAGGGCCAAGCACGACCUGGAGACGGCUGUGCACGUGAAGGAGAAGGAGGGCCUGCGGCAGAAGCUGCAGGAGGCCCAGGAGGAGCUGGCCGAGCUGCGGCAGCACCGGGGGGGCCCGGGCCGCGCGGGGGGCGGGCCCAGCCAGCACCGGCUGGAGCUGCAGGAGGCCCAGGACCAGUGCCGUGACGCCGAGCUGCGCGUGCACGAGCUGGAGAAGCUGGACGUGGAGUACCGGGGCCAGGCGCAGGCCAUCGAGUUCCUCAAGGAACAGAUCUCGCUGGCCGAGAAGAAGAUGCUGGACUACGAGCUGCUGCAGCGGGCUGAAGCCCAGAGCAAGCAGGAGGCUGAGAGGCUGCGGGAGAAGCUCCUGGUUGCUGAAAACAGACUCCAGGCCGUCGAGUCCCUGUGCUCGUCCCAGCACAGCCAUAUGAUCGAGUCGAACGACAUUUCUGAGGAGAAGAUCAGGAUGAAGGAGACGCUGGAGGGCCUGCAGGACAAGCUGAACAAGAGGGACAAGGAGGUGACAGCCUUGACGUCCCAGACCGAGAUGCUCAGGGCGCAAGUAAGUGCGCUGGAGAGCAAGUGCAGGUCGGGAGAGAAGAAGGUGGACGCCCUCCUGAAGGAGAAGGGGCGGCUGGAGGCAGAGCUGGAGGCCGUGUCCCGGAAGACCCACGACGCCUCUGGCCAGCUGGUCCUCCUCAGCCAGGAGCUGCUCCAGAAGGAGCGGAGCCUCAACGAGCUGCGGGUGCUGCUGCUGGAAGCCAACCGCCACUCCCCGGGGCCCGAGAGGGACCUGAGCCGGGAGGUGCACAAGGCCGAGUGGCGGAUCAAGGAGCAGAAACUGAAGGACGAUAUCCGGGGCCUGCGGGAAAAGCUGACCGGGCUGGACAAGGAGAAGGCGCUGUCGGACCAGAGGCGCUACUCCCUCAUCGACCCGUCCUCGGCGCCUGAGCUCCUGCGGCUGCAGCACCAGCUCAUGAGCACAGAGGAUGCGCUGAGAGACGCACUGGACCAGACUCAGCAGGUGGAGAAGCUCAUGGAGGCCAUGAGGAGCUGCUCCGACAAGGCCCAGACCAUCAGCAAUUCAGGCUCCACAAACGGCAUCCACCAGCAAGACAAAGCCCACAAACCAGAGGACAAGCACUGACCCUGAGCAACACCGUGGAGCGGCCCAGUCCAUUCCAGAACCCCGCCGGGCUGCCCGGCGGCACCCCCCUCCAGGCGGGGGCCAGGACUGUCACUUUGGAGACCAGACAGUGUUUGUAACAAUAACGUCCUCACCGCCGCGGACAAUCCCCCACCCUGAACCCUCUGCCGGCCCAGGAGGCUUCGUCCGUCACGGCCUUCCACAGACAGCGGUACAGCCGGGCCUGGCCCCCGGACCUGCAGCCUGGACGCCGGCAGCUUCCAGAGUUUGCUUGGGAGGCAGAAGUGAUCUGACCAGGCCCUUUCCCAGAAUAAGCUGCCCAUGGACCAUCUCGGCACCCGGGCAGCUCCUCACCCUCCUUUCUCCUCUCCCCCCAGCGGGGCCACAGGGGAGCCCAGCUUCUCCUUGCAGGUACCAAGGAGGGAAGUCCCGUCUUCAGGAGCCAGGUGGGGCGCCUUCCCAUGACCACUUCCAGGUCAAAGCAGUCCCGAGCUUCUCGUCCCCACGCACCGAGCCUCCUUCAGACAGUCAUACGGUCCCCUCAGCCUGUCUGCCCAGCGAGGCCCUGGGUCCAAGGGGUUGGUGGGCCAGGGUCCUGCCCCCACCAAGAUCAACAUGCUCACACACACCCCAGCCUAUGGCCUGAGGUGUUCACCAAGGCCGAGAGCUACAGUAUUAGGGAUGUUUGGAAGCCCCCUCCUCACUCCCACCGCAGCCUUGGGCACGCCCUGGCUUGGAGCUGGGGACGGGGCUGCAGGGGAGCCGAGCAAGGGCUCCAGGUGUGUGUUGGCUAGUCAGAGAUACAGUGUCUCCUAGGCUGGCUAGCUGGUCCAGAACCAGGCCUCCCACCUGCAGGUUCCCCAUGCUGGCCCUGACGUGCACGCCCUGUUGACACACAGAGGGACCGUGUGCACACAUGGUCAAGUGGAUGGGGCGUGCUUGGGUUCCAGGGCUGAGCCCAGGCCUGCAGGGCCGUGCUGCAGACACUGCAAACGUUCCAGCAGCUAGAUGUGCACACACACACCCAGCUACGUGCAGGCGUUCAGGGAUGUGUGUGUCUCGCACACUCAUCGGAACACACACACACCUACAGCCCCUCAGUUCUGCCAGGUGCCUGCACAGAGCUCUCCGAGCCCUGUCUUCCUUUCUCCUCUGCUGAGUUAACCUCAGCCACGUUUGGUGGGAGAGGCCAGUUUGGUGUUGGCCAGCAGCCCUCUCUCCUGGGCUGGAGGGAAUGAGGCCACCUGCCAUGGUGGACUUCAGCAGCAGCUCAGGGGCCCAGCCCCACCCUCAGCUCACAGCUUGGGAGGGUUUUCGUGCAGGACCUCCCCUGCAGGGGCAUGAGAGGAGAGGCCUGGUCUUCCCAAGUGCACAGGACAGGUGAUUAGUUCAGAGAAACAGCCCCAGUGACCUCUGUGAGCACUGCCAGGCACCACUAGGUGGCGCUCCUGUUCUCGCCUAAAUGCAGCUGUUCCCCGGGUGCAAGUUAGUCCUGGCCGCCCCUGCCGCUCCCCGGUGGCUUUCGGUAGCACUCGCAUGUGGUUUUAUUAACAGCAGUCUAGAAGCGCUGCUUUAGUGGCCUAACCCAGAGCCAAAUACCACUCUUCCCAGCAAGACCAGGCAGCUCCGCCCGCCCACAGCAGGCAGUUACCUACUAACAGCCAAAGGCCCACAGCUGGGCAGCAGGGUGGGGCCGUGGUGGCAGGUGUCCCAGCAGCGAUUUCCCUGUGGGCACCUGCCUUCGUGGGCCUCUCAGCCUGCCCCGUGUGGCCACCCAGGUGUGUCUCCGCCAUGCCUCCCCCUAGCCCACCCCGUCCCCUCUCCCCAGUGGAAUUGUUGAAGUGUGGCAAGUCCGUGCUCGGGACAAUAAAGCUUGUGACUGAGGUCUAGGA
Tupaia belangeri chinensis (Chinese tree shrew) is the source of this 4992-nucleotide messenger RNA. It is a transcript of the gene CLIP2, whose product is annotated as CAP-Gly domain containing linker protein 2. The record is from RefSeq and is a predicted model, not a curated record. Gene Ontology annotation, biological process: cytoplasmic microtubule organization. Gene Ontology annotation, cellular component: microtubule plus-end; cell cortex; nucleus. Gene Ontology annotation, molecular function: microtubule plus-end binding. NCBI's taxonomy places the organism in Eukaryota, Metazoa, Chordata, Mammalia, Scandentia, Tupaiidae.